AUGGCGUUUUCCCAUCCUUGGUCUGCUGCCUCUGUCUUCAGCACUUCCUCCAACGAGGACUAGGACCGCCGCAAUGAGGAUGUCGACCCCAUGGCCGCCUCAGCUGAGUAUGAGCUGGAGAAGAGGGUGGAGCGGCUCGAUCUCUUCCCUGUGGAGCUGGAGAAAGACUCCGAAGGGCUUGGGAUCAGCAUCAUCGGCAUGGGCGCAGGGGCUGACAUGGGCCUGGAGAAACUGGGCAUCUUCGUCAAGACGGUGACGGAGGGAGGAGCGGCCCACCGGGACGGCAGGAUCCAGGUGAACGACCUCAUCGUGGAGGUGGACGGCACCAGCCUGGUGGGGGUGACGCAGAGCUUCGCAGCCUCCGUGCUCAGGAACACCAAGGGCCGCGUCCGGUUCCUCAUCGGACGCGAGAAGCCAGGUGAGCAGAGUGAGGUGGCCCAGCUGAUCCAACAGACCCUGGAGCAGGAGCGGUGGCAGCGGGAGAUGAUCGAGCAGCGGUACACCCAGUACACCGAAGAGGAUGAGGAGACGGGCGAAUACGCCACGGACGAGGAGGAGGAGAUGAGCCCCAUGUUCCCCAGCAGCGAGAUGGCCAUCGAGGUGUUCGAGCUGGCCGAGAACGAGGACACGCUCUCCCCCGUGGAGAUGGACCCUGAAAAGCUGGUGCACAAAUUCAAGGAGCUCCAGAUCAAGCACGCUGUCACUGAGGCCGAGAUCCAGCAGCUCAAGAGGAAGCUGCAGUGCCUGGAGCAGGAGAAGGCCCGGUGGCGGGCUGAGAAGGCCCAGCUGGAGCAGAGUGUGGAGGAGAACAAGGAGCGGAUGGAGAAGCUGGAGGGGUACUGGAUGGAGGCGCAGAACCUGUGCCAGGCUGUGGAUGAGCACCUCAAGGAAACACAAGCCCAGUACCAGACCCUGGAGCGCAAGUACAGCAAGGCCAAGAGACUCAUCAAGGAGUACCAGCAAAAGGAGAUCGAGUUCCUGAAGAAGGAGACGGCCCAGCGGCGUGUGCUGGAGGAGUCAGAGCUGGCCCACAAGGAGGAGAUCGAGAAGCUGCAGGAGAAGGUGGGCACCGGGCGCCGGGAUGCGGGCUGUGUCAGCGCCCCCCGGCCACCCCGCCCCCGCCUGCGAGACAGCGCCAGCUCCACCGAGGGUGAAGAUGGGCCUGAGAGGAGGCCGGCCAGCCCCACUGUGGGGCUGGAUAAGAAAACGCGGAGGAAGUUCCUGGAUCUAGGGGUGACCCUCCGCCGGGCAUCCUCCAGCAAGAGCAAGAAGGAGAAGGGAAGCAACCGCCUGUCAAUGGGCAGCAGGGAGGUGGCAGAGGGCCCUGGCCGCCCCUCGGGCUCGCCCUUCUUGCCCUUCUCCUGGUUCUCGGACGGCACAAAGGGCUCGGCCUCCCCGGGCACUGCUUCGCCCGCCAGCUCGCCCCGGCACGAGGGCCUCAGCCCUGCCAAAUCUGCCUCCCAGGAAUCGACGCUGAGUGAUGACUCCACGCCACCCAGCUCCAGCCCCCGGCUGCCCAGUGGCACAACGGCCACCAAGUGCUCCUACCCCUAUCACACACUGUCGCAGUCCUCCGAUGAGUUCCUGGAUGAGCCCCCCGGCGCAGCUGCAGGCUGGACAUGCCAGCAGGUCGGGCAGUGGCUGGAGAGCCUCAACCUGGAGCAGUACGUGGACGAGUUCUCAGCCCAUGGGGUUGACGGUCCCCGGCUCCUGCACCUCGACAGCGCCAAGCUCAAGGCACUGGGCGUGAGCAACUCGCAGGACCGCGCAGUGCUCAAGCGGAAGCUGAAGGAGCUGAGCCUGGCAGUAGAGAAGGAGCGCAAGGCCCAGGAGAAGGCAGAGAAACAGCGGGAGAAGCAGAAGAAGAAAGAUCAGGAGCAGCGGAGGAGUUAGAAGGGGCCAGGAGUGCCCCAGCACCCCUUCCCCUGCCUGCAGCCUCCAGGAUGCCUGGGGGGCACCAGACUCCAGCACGGGACACGCCGACCGUAGCGAAGGGACCGUGGUGCCAGGCCAAGACGGGAACAGAGCAGCACAUGCCCCCCUCCUCCAUGCGCCCCCUCCCCACCUGCACCCUCCACCCCACGGGCACAGACCGGGGCCUGGGCCCCUCUUCCGGAUGCAAAUGGCACGUCAGCCCCCACCCUGUCCCCAACACCUCUGGCUGCCCCACGCCCCAAAGGGCCUAGGGGUCCCAGCCACCCCUCCACCCUGGCCCCCACCCCCCGGCACGGUGCAGCACCGGCCGAGGACAGUGCAUGGCCUGGCACCCUCAAACGCACGCAGCCCAAGUCAGGAUGUGGUAAGCGAACGCUGAUCCCCCCCCUUUCCCAUAUAAAACCAAACCGACCCGGCCCGCCAGUGGCA
Struthio camelus australis is the source of this 2364-nucleotide messenger RNA. NCBI's taxonomy places the organism in Eukaryota, Metazoa, Chordata, Aves, Struthioniformes, Struthionidae. The record is from RefSeq and is a predicted model, not a curated record.